Molecule: messenger RNA, 2193 nt
Organism: Coccinella septempunctata (seven-spotted ladybird)
Lineage: Eukaryota; Metazoa; Arthropoda; Insecta; Coleoptera; Coccinellidae
Gene: PXo
Product: xenotropic and polytropic retrovirus receptor 1
Exons: 10
Coding region: 85-2076 (663 amino acids)
Biological process (GO): cellular response to phosphate starvation; phosphate ion transport
Cellular component (GO): plasma membrane; cytoplasm; Golgi apparatus
Molecular function (GO): inositol hexakisphosphate binding
Source: RefSeq, a predicted model, not a curated record
GCCGCGUCCCGACGGGAGACGUCGAUUUGACGCGAAAAGUAGGUUAGCAUGUUUCAAAAUGAUUGUAAAUAGAGUAUAGUGAGUAUGAAGUUUGCCGAGCAUUUAUCAGCCCAUAUCACGCCAGAAUGGAGGAAGCAGUACAUAAAUUACGAGGAAAUGAAAUCGAUGCUCUACGCUGCCGUAGAGCAAUCUCCUUCUGCGGAACUAGUCGAGCCAGAAAUAUUGUCCAGAUAUUUUGCGAAAUUUGACGAGCAGUUUUUCUCUUUUGCCGAUAAAGAGUUGACCAAAAUAAAUACAUUUUAUAAUGAGAAAUUAGCCGAAGCAACCAGAAAAUUCGCCAGCUUACAGAGCGAACUGAGCGAAGCUCAAGGGGUGGAGAACUUCAAGCAAGGAAAGACAUCAAUAAGAAAAAAUAUCCUCCGUAAGAAGAAUGUUCCUGCUAGAAAAAUCCAAGAGCUGAAACUGGCCUUCAGCGAGUUCUAUCUCAGUCUUAUACUCCUCCAGAAUUACCAGAACUUGAACUUCACAGGUUUCAGGAAGAUCUUGAAGAAACACGAUAAGCUUUUCAGCGUCGACGUUGGGGCAAGAUGGAGGGUGAAGAAGGUGGAAAGCUCUCAUUUCUACACGAACAAAGACAUCGACAGACUGAUCAGGGAAACAGAGAGUACAGUGACGCAGGAUUUAGAAGGGGGGGACAGACAAAGGGCCAUGAAAAGGUUGAGGGUUCCGCCACUGGGCGAGCAGCAGAGCCCGUGGAUAACCUUCAAAGUGGGUCUAUUUUCCGGGUCUUUCAUGAUUUUGGUCAUAGCGGUGAUAAUAUCAGGUUUGUUCCAUAAGGAAAGAGACGAUUGGAGGAUAGCUUUUCGGCUAUACAGGGGACCCUUUCUGGUGAUCGAGUUUCUGUUUCUCUGGGGUAUCAACAUUUACGGAUGGCGGUCUUCAGGGGUGAACCACGUGCUGAUCUUCGAAAUGGACCCAAGGAACCAUCUCUCUGAGCAGCAUAUAAUCGAACUUGCUGCUAUAUUCGGCGUCAUCUGGUCAGUAUCAGUAUUAUCAUUCCUAUACAGCGCAGAACUUGGAAUUCCCGCCUACUUGAACCCACUGAUUCUGAUACUGCUGAUGGUGGGGUUUUUGUUCAACCCCCUGAGGAUUAUGAGACACGAAGCUAGAUUUUGGGCUCUGAGGGUCUUGGGAAGAAUAGUCACCACUCCCUUCGUCUACGUUACAUUUGCCGAAUUCUGGAUAGCAGAUCAAUUGAACAGCUUGGUGUGUCUGUUCGUCGACAUUCAGUACUUCCUAUGCUUCUAUCUCACCAUCUCAGAUUGGGACAAGGGUGUAGAUAACAACUCUUGCGUUGAGAAUCACAUGUUCAUAAGACCGGUUAUGGCCUGUCUUCCGGCAUGGUUCAGGUUCGCCCAGUGUCUCAGACGUUAUAGGGAUACCAAGGAGGCUUUUCCGCACUUGGCCAAUGCGGUGAAAUAUUCGACAUCCUUUUUCGUUGUUAUAUUCUCGGCGUUGAAUACGGUGUUCCCAAAGAGGGGAAUGGAAGACAAUCCUUUUUUCUAUCUCUGGAUUGGGGCGUCUGUUGUAAGCUCUUGUUAUGCCUACACAUGGGACAUAAAACUGGAUUGGGGCUUAUUUGACGCGAAAGCUGGCGAUAACAGGUUUCUCAGGGAAGAAAUUGUGUACUCCUCGAUGUGGUUCUACUACUUCGGAAUCAUUGAAGAUCUCAUUCUGAGAUUCGCUUGGGCUUUCUCAAUGUCUCUCACGGAAAUGGGAUAUGUUCAUGCUGACCUGAUGGUGACUUUGCUAGCUCCCUUGGAAGUUUUCAGACGCUUCAUGUGGAACUUUUUCCGUUUGGAAAACGAACAUCUCAACAACUGCGGUAAAUUCAGGGCCGUUCGAGACAUAUCUGUCGCACCAUUGGACACGUCGGAUCAGACCUCCAUCUUGAGGAUGAUGGACGAAGAAGAUGGCGUCACAAAUAGGAGAAAGAAAAAAAGUGCUCCUAAAAAGAAGGAAGAGCAAAGACUCACACUGGAAGGCGAAUCUACCGAUGAUAUGGACAACACGUGAAAAAUAAAAAUUGUUGUUUUUAUGUUCCAUUAUACAAGUAUUUGAGAGUAUUAACUAUUGAAUAUAGAUAAUGCAUUUAUUGAUUUACUCGAUGUAUAAAUAGAUUAUUUUAUCAAG